Messenger RNA from Filobasidium floriforme, 2120 nucleotides. Its product is annotated as putative family 31 glucosidase yicI. Lineage: Eukaryota; Fungi; Basidiomycota; Tremellomycetes; Filobasidiales; Filobasidiaceae. Gene Ontology annotation, biological process: carbohydrate metabolic process. Gene Ontology annotation, molecular function: carbohydrate binding; hydrolase activity, hydrolyzing O-glycosyl compounds. The coding region runs from base 158 to 2098 and encodes 646 amino acids. The record is from RefSeq and is a predicted model, not a curated record. The transcript is spliced from 5 exons.
CUCAUCCAACUCAUCCAAGGAGAAGGAGAAGAAGAAGAAACUCUUGACAGAGAUCCGAGCCGACAGCCUCUCUUGGAUCCUCGAUAAACAGAGUUCGCCGAAAGAUGCGGUCAGGGAGAACGCGGUCACGACGAUCUCGGAUCCUUAUCACCGGGAAAUGGCUAGGGGGAGGAAGGGGUAUAUGAAGGUCGCGCUUAAUUUGGGGGUUGGGGAGAAGGUCUAUGGGCUGGGCGAGAGGUUCGGGCCGUUCAUCAAGAAUGGACAGACGGUCGAGCUUUCCAACGAGGAUGGGGGGACGAGCAGUGCUUCGGCCUACAAGAACGUCGCGUUCUACCUGACCAACCGGGGUUACGGCGUCUACUACGAUCACGCCGACCACGUCUCUGUCGAAGUCCAAUCCGAUAUCAUGUCCAAAGUUCAGGCUUCGGUCCCGGGGGAGACCAUCCGGUUUUACAUCAUCGCUGGAUCCACCCCGAAAGAGAUAUUGACGCGGUACACCUUGUUGACCGGUCGACCGCCCCUCCCGCCAGACUGGUCUUACGGUCUGUGGUUAUCGACUUCGUUCCUGACGUCGUAUGAUGAGAAGACGGCCAUGCAGUUCGUAGACGGGAUGGAGGAGAGGGACAUCCCGUUGCACGUCUUUCACUUUGAUUGUUUCUGGAUGCCAGCGCACGAAUGGUGCAACUUCACCUUUGACCCGGAAUAUUUCCCAGACCCGGCUGGGUUCCUGGGACGAUUGCAUGAACGCGGAUUGAAGGUCUGCGUCUGGAUCAACCCGUACAUCGGGCAAGAAUCCCGGUUGUUCGCAGAGGGGGACGAGAAGGGGUAUUUCAUCAGACGAGUCACGGGAGAGACUUGGCAGACUGACGAUUGGCAGGCCGGGAUGGCCGUCGUCGAUUUCACCAACCCGGAAGCUACCGAGUGGUACAAGGACCAGUUGAGGGGGUUGGUCAAGCUCGGCGUGGAUAGUUUCAAGACCGAUUUCGGCGAGCGGAUUCCAGCGAACGGGGUCGUCUAUCACGACAAGAGCAACCCGAAGGCGAUGCACAACUUUUACACCACGCUGUACAAUAAGGCGGUCUGGGAGGUAUUGACCGAAGAAAAGGGCGAGGGCGAGGCCUGCUUGUUCGCUCGGUCCGCCAUGGCCUCGGGACAGACCUUGCCAGUCCACUGGGGAGGCGAUUGCGAUCAGACGUUUACGGGGAUGGCAGAGACCAUACGCGGGGGUCUGUCACUCUGUUUGAGCGGGUUCGGAUACUUUGCUCAUGAUAUCGGAGGGUUCAAGGCCGAGGGAAAGAACAAGCCUGUAUACAAGGGAACCGGGAAGGAGGCCGCAAUCUACAAACGAUGGGUACAGUUCGGACUCCUCUCGUCCCACUCACGAUUGCACGGCUCCGAGACCUACCGAGUUCCCUGGCAAUUCGACGACGAGUCCUCGCUCGUAUUGUCAAAGUUUACCAAGCUCAAGAACCGAUUGGAGCCCUAUUUGACGACCUUGUCGAUCGAGGGCGCCGUCAAAUCGGGUCAUCCGUUGAUGCGCGCCAUGUUCCUCGAAUUCCCUCAAGAUCCGACUGCUUGGCUCGUCGAUAGCCAGUACAUGCUAGGAGACGCAUUGUUGGUCGCCCCAGUCUUUGACGAGGAUGACGUCGAGUAUUACGUCCCGCCGGGAAGUUGGACGAGCUUGCUAGACGGCAGACGCGUCGAAGGUGGGACUUUUGUCAAUGAGACCCAUUCUUACAUGACCUUGCCGUUGUUGCUUCGUCAAGAUCACGCCGUGAUCAUCGGCAAGGAAGGUCACACCGUGCUGGACAAGGUCUCGGACGAGGCGAAAGGAUUCACGGUGGUGGUCUCGUUCUCGAUCACCAAGAAGAUCACCGCUCGUUCGGUAUUGCGGGACGGAUCGCACAUCGAAUGCUCUAUCGAGGCGGCGCAAAGUCCAGAUGGCAAGGACGUAAAGAUUGUCGUCAACUUGGUCAGCGAGCUCGACGACAAGGUACCGUGGGAAGUUUUGGUGAUCGGCGACGGUGUCGGUCUAGAUAGCAAGGAGCCUUCGACGCUGCAGCAAGCCAGGGGCAAGGUAUGCGAAGUCAACCUGUAGGCACGCGUCGUGAUAUAUACCU